AAAAAUGACGUGGAAAUAUGCCAGGUGCUAAAAGCAUAAACGGAGGUAAACAUAAGUUAGAAAUAGGGUUUUGUUUGUGUGCUGAGAGAAGAUGCGAUUAGAGCCUGAACUGCUGCCGUUUAGCUCGGCUGUGUUUGUUUUCAUAGGUCACUGCUGCUCUUUGAAUUAAACUGCUCCAAGCCCAGUUUCUCCCGGGGUGAGGAGGUUACCUGGGAGACACGGUGUAAACUCAACAGCCCCGCGUAGCCGCAGCGCCUGCAGCCUCUGCCUCGAGAAUUGUGCUCCGCACUCAGGGAAACAGCCGAAAAUAAAAUCAAAGUGUGUGUAAUUGCUGUCCAGUUCCUCGCUGGCCAGCAAAGGAAGGCAUCUGCGAGCUGAAAAUGCUCUGUAACUUCCCUUUGGGUUGCUGUGCCACUUUGACUUUUAGCUGCUGAAGAACCAGGUUUCUGGGUGUUAAUACAUUUAAAGACCAUAUGUCUGACAAUCAACAGGAUAAGAGGAGAAGCAAAAAAGGUUGUGGAAGUGUUGCUGCAGACAAUAUAAUGGAAGAAAUGCAUCAGUCAGACAAAGUUCUAGGAAAAACCAGCCAAAUUGCACCAACAUCCAGAACACAGCCAGACCAACAAGUGGCAUGUUUUCCAAGUAAAAAUCAGAUUGUGUUACCCGGGAAAUAUCACACUUCAUUACCUUUCUUCUCAAAGGAAGACAACAUGGGAUGUGGCUUUGGCUUCAACUUUGUGCUACAGACCUCAUGCCCAGAAUCUAACAUUUCAACAUCAUUUAUGAAUUUAGAUAGUUUCCAGAUAAUAAAAGCACAAAUACAACAAAGGUUAAAUGUAACAAUGCUAAAAACCAGGAACAAGAAAUCUGAGUUUCAUUUGCCACCACUGACAUGUCAGCCUGUAAGAACAAUUCAUCUAAAGGAUGAUAUUGUCAAUGAAAGCAGCAACAUCAGAAAUAUUUUAAAAAUUAUGAACUCUGUUCCUCAGCCUAUGAAACCAGUUACUAAGGUUUAUCAGUAUCAGUUGGACAACUUAUUAAACAGGCACAGUGAAAAGAAAUUACCAGAAUUGAUCAUGGCCACAGUUUCUGGCAAGUUCACUCCAGUGAAGGACUUGUACUACUUCAGCAUUAAUAACUGUGAUAAGUACCCCAAAAACAAGAAGGAAGAAAUCCAAAGCCAUUUAAAAUGGAGGGAAACUGAUGUAACAAUCCACACUGAGAAGAAGGUGAAGUUCCAGUGUUCAGUGGUUUGUGAGAACAUCAAUCUUCUGAGCCAAGCCAGGUUCUGGGAUGAGAGUCAUCCCCACUUGAGCUCAAGCAAUGCUCUGGGGAACUGUGGCAUGUUCACAGCCCAGACAACAUUUACAAUGUCCAGCAACAGCGAUGCCUCAAGAGCCAGCAAUAAGCAAAAUGAAGCAGAGAAUUGCUGUAGCACUGGUCUGGAAGAGGAAAACGCUACAGAGAUGAUGCGGGGUUAUAAACCACAGGAAGAUGCCAAGAGUGCCAACUUUGUGCUUAGCAAUCAGGAUUUAGAUUCUUCCUGUGGAAAUGAAGUGAUAGAGGUGUACAAAGCUUUAGAAGAUAAUUCUGUAGUUGCAGUAAUUCCCCGAUUAGAAGUUGAAGAUCCCUCUGGAAAAGAGUCAGAAAAUCAAAUCUGUCUCUCUAAAUAUGAAAUAGAAAAAGAAGCAAUGUCAGAAGCAACUUCAGAGGACCAAAGUGAGCUCGUAGCUGUUGCUCAUGUUACAUUCUCUCAACAAAAGCCAGCCAGGGAACCACACAUUGCUGAAAAACCUGCCACAAAAAAGGGUGGUGUCUGUACCCUGCCUCCUCAUGUUACUCAGAACCUCAAUUUUCUUGCUCACAAAGAAAAUGACAAAAAUAAAAUAAAGAUGAAUAGAAAUAAAUAUUCAUCAAAAUCUAAAAUUAAUAACAAGAUAAAAGUAUCUGAAGACUUAAUUGCUUCUGAUGAGGUUACCACAAAAUCAAUUGCCAAGACUCAGAUUUUUCCAUCUUUGGAACUGACAAAAGUGAAAUCUGAGACUUCCAUGAAGUGUCAGAAAAAAAACACUCAAGGAGACAAAGGCCAUGUUUCUCAGAGAGCACAAAAAAUUAAAAAGCAAAGUUGCUUCUGCAGUUGCAAAAAUUCAACUGUCUUAAAGCAACAUGUUACUCCACUUUGUGUGCCACAUGCACCCUCUGCUUCAGAUUUUGUAGAUCUGAAAUACACUGACAUGUUCAAAAUAAUAAAUUCAGAUGACGAAGGCCCAGGUAUUUACGAAAUGUUUGGAACUCCCGUCUAUUCCCACAUGCGAGACCUCGAUCAGCAUGAGGGCAGUUUUCAUAAAGGUGUUCCUUCUGCUUCACCAGGGAGGUGCACCUGCAGAUCUACCUGCAGUAAAGUGGGAGAAAGCAGCAGAAUCAGAAAUGCUCAAAAGAAAACACAUUCCAAGCCAAAGAAGAUCAUACCUGGUGCUAAACAAAAGCAGAAAGGUUUUGUCAUGAAGGACAGAAGGACCAAGCUGAGUGACAGCAACACAGAGCAAGGUAAUGUGACAACUUCUGACUUGGAUUCUCAAACACACACCUCAAGUAACACAGCAUUGUUUCAUGGAGACAUGGAUCAUCAGCUCACAUUUUUAGAAGAGCUUUCAGGGUCAACUAAGCAAAAUGAAAAGUUUACAAAUUCAAACCUAUCAACGAUUAAAGAAGUUUCUUUGGAGCAGUUGUUAGACAGCCAGGAUAAAUCCACCCAUCAGAGAACUGCUGCCUGUAGCCAGGAUCUCCUUCAGUUCAGUGAUAAAGACUGCAGAGAAUGUGUUGCUCCAAGUGGCAGUUUGGUAACAGCAGAGCAGAACAUCUGUGUGCCCCAGUGCAGGGGGGAUAUGGAUGGUGGCAAAGGCCUGGAAUCACACCAGGACUCCAAGUCUGACAGUAAAUGUGAACUGCCCUUUUCAGAUAGACUGCAGUGUCAGUCCCCUACAAAAAUAUUAGAUCACAAUUGGGCAGACACACCUCAAAACAGUGGUUUGGCAAAUGAAUGGACUCGACCUUCAGUGGUUCAGACAAAAAAUGCCAAAAGCCCCAGUUUCCAGACAAGUCAGAACAUUUCCUCCUGGUCAGAUACUCAGGAUGUGACUGAUGAGCUGCUUUGUUGUCUGGCCAAAGAAUUGCUAAUGCUUGAAGAAAAAGACACUAAUUCUUCAAGAACAAAAAAUACAAGUUCUAAAAUACAGAAUACACAGAGUGAAGAAGAGGAAAAUAUGUUGACUGAAGAUGGAGCAAUAAUAAUUAGUUCUCUAGAGAAGAGUUACAGUAAAGCCCUUUUGGCUUCAAAUGAAGAAAAUGGCCUUCUAAACUUUGAUGAAUCUACUAAAUUACCAGGAAGCAGUUUGGCUGCCAAAGAUCCUGUCAUGUGGACAAGAGGAGAAGUCCUUGGAAAGGGAGCCUAUGGCACAGUGUACUGCGGUCUGACAAGCCAGGGACAGUUAAUAGCUGUAAAACAGCUGGUUUUGGAUACAUCAGAUCAACUCACUACAGAAAAGGAGUAUCAGAAGUUCCAUGAGGAAGUUGAUCUUUUGAAGACAUUGAAGCAUGUAAAUAUUGUAACCUAUUUAGGAACAUGUCUGGAAGACAACGUUUUAAGCAUAUUUAUGGAGUUUGUUCCUGGUGGCUCCAUUUCCAGUAUUCUGAAUCGCUUUGGUCCGUUGCCAGAAGUUGUCCUGUGUAAAUACACCAAGCAAAUUCUACAAGGGGUUGCAUAUUUACAUGACAACUGUGUGGUCCACAGAGACAUCAAAGGCAAUAACGUGAUGCUCAUGCCCACCGGGGUAAUAAAGCUGAUUGACUUUGGCUGUGCCAGGCGCCUGGCCUGGGCCAGCCUCAGCAGCACCCGCGGCGAGCUGCUCAGGUCUGUGCACGGCACUCCCUACUGGAUGGCUCCAGAGGUAAUAAAUGAGUCUGGCUACGGCAGGAAAUCAGACAUCUGGAGCGUUGGCUGCACCGUGUUUGAGAUGGCGACAGGCAAACCCCCUCUGGCUUCCAUGGACAGGGUGGCAGCCAUGUUCUACAUCGGGGCCCACAGGGGGCUGAUGCCGGCCCUGCCCGAUCGCUUCUCCAGCGCUGCCGUGGAGUUUGUGCACGCCUGCUUCACCAGAGAUCAACACGAACGGCCUUCUGCUCUGCAGUUGCUGGACCAUCCUUUUGUGAAAGGAAGAUGGUGAAUUUUUCAAAACUCUUGCCAAAUGAGCAUGUGUUUUCCAUGGAAAAGAUUUUCACUUGUGAAAAAAAGACCAGGAGGAACUGGACUUUAAUGUGACAGCAGAAAUACUGGAGAGCAGUUGUAUUCAAGGAGUCUGUUCUGCAAUGCCUGUCCCUCACAGUGAACAGAAGGCCACCCUGUGUUGUAUUUGGAGAGACUUAAAGGGAAAAUAAAGUCACCAUCAGUGGCAUGUGACAGGCCAGGUAAGCUGGAAUGUCUGUAAAAUGCUAUGGAACACAAGCUAUGGGCAGAGAGCUCUGCAGGUAACUCCAGCUUGGAGAGGAGUAAUGAGUGUGAUGAUCCCACAUGGGAACCUCAGACCAUCUACUGGCAUAAAAUGUACUGAGGCUUUAUUCAGUCAGGUGGGCCCUUUUGUUUAACUGGACUUUCACUUCACUUUUUAGCUGAAAGUGAGUAAGUUUUUUAUGUACAUGGAUGAGCCCUGUGUUCCUGAGGCCCCAUAUCUCCACGAGAUACUGUGGUGGUAAUGGUAGAGAUAAUGAUCUAAUCCAUGGGGCUGCCUGUUUUAAAUGAAGUAGUGCAUUUUAUGGGCACUUUCAGGUCGCAGAAGGUUGAGGUUGGAAGGGGCUCUGGAGAUGCUCUGGUCCAGCCCCACUACUCAGAGCAGGGCUGACUGAAUCGGGGUGCUCAGGUCCUUGUCCCAUUCACUUUAUGGAUGGAGACUCCAAAGCCACUCCAGGUAACAUGCUCCAGGUCUUUCACCCCCCACAAGAUAGAAAUGAUUUCAGGUCAAGUUGUCCCAUUGUUCCUUGUCCUGUCACUGUUAACACUGCAGAGUCUGGCUCUGUCUUCCUUACUGUCCCCAUGGGCUGCUGGUACUCACUGAAAACCUGAAAUGCUUCUCCAACCACUUGAGUGAGCACUGUCUGUGACUGCGUGACACAAACAGAGCCCCUCUGCACUCCAAUCUUUACACUUAGUAGAACUAGCUACUACGAACUGAACAAGAUUAAAUAAAAUCUGAAAAGCUUUAUUAAGUAUUAAUAAAGCAAAAAAAGCAGGUAUUAGUACUUAGAAUGCCCUUUUGUUGAGAAGAUUUCUUCCUAUCAAAGUGGGGUAAAUCUUUAGCUUUUUUGGAGCACCCAGGCUCCAGGAAGAGAGGCAGUAAAACUCAGCCCUACAAGUGUUCAGAGCUGAGCUCUCAGGAAUCCAAGACCCUGAUUUCAGUACCAGCAGUAUUAUGAACAUUUGUGUUUUACAAAUGGGAAAGAAGGCAGUUCUAUAUUUCAUAUAAAACCAACUUUCCUCAGAGGGCUAAACAUCUUAGUUACUUAAAUAGCUUUCAAACUUAAUUUUAUUCCAGUAGCUUGACUUUAGAGAGUUAAGUCUAAACUUUAUGAAAGCAAAGAGAAAUCAGUACUUCUAGCAAAAUUCUUUAUUAAUAGUUUCUGUAGGUAUAAUGUCACAUAACAAUGACAGAACAUUAUGCCAGUAUAAGAUAAAUCCUAACAUCACAGUAAUCUUCAAAGUUCAAGCAGUUAACAGUCCUUUUUUGAGGAGUAGUGUUUGGUGCUCAUGCCAGACAUCCAUGGCAACAUCAUGUUAAAGUAUCUUCACGUUAAAGUACCUCGCAGAAUAAAGGCAGGAGCCCGGGCAUGUGAGCUCUAGUGGGAUGUACAUAAUUCCAUGAUGUGUACUAAUUCUUCUUAGAUUAAGGUAGAGUCUUCAACAAAGCUGCAAAGUAAAUAUGAGGGUUUAUUUAUCAUGAAAUGAAGCUGAGAUGAGAGUCAUAAGCAAGGAAAGAAUGGGAAUGCUUUAGAAUAUAUAAUUAAUUUAAAAAA
Molecule: messenger RNA, 6063 nt
Organism: Parus major (Great Tit)
Lineage: Eukaryota; Metazoa; Chordata; Aves; Passeriformes; Paridae
Gene: MAP3K19
Product: mitogen-activated protein kinase kinase kinase 19
Exons: 9
Coding region: 474-4223 (1249 amino acids)
Biological process (GO): protein phosphorylation
Molecular function (GO): ATP binding; protein kinase activity
Source: RefSeq, a predicted model, not a curated record